This is a messenger RNA of Alligator mississippiensis (American alligator), 9678 nucleotides long. RefSeq lists its product as uncharacterized. The transcript is spliced from 2 exons. Bases 3204 to 4109 code for a protein of 301 amino acids. The record is from RefSeq and is a predicted model, not a curated record. Lineage: Eukaryota; Metazoa; Chordata; Crocodylia; Alligatoridae.
UUUCUGCAUAAUAUUCAGGAAUAACCUAUCAAUAUAAUUCCCUUCAAAUUUGGAAGAGUCCAAGCAAAAAAUUGUGUGCAUGUAGAAGAAAGAAACAUCCACUUGGGAAGCCAGCAAGUCACCACAGAGAUCUUCUGUGAUCCUGCUGGAUUGGGAGCUGUUUCAUUUUGGGAGAAAAAUGCUGGCUUUCCGCUCAAGAGAAGUUCUGUGGAAAACUCAGCAAUAAGGAAUGAGUUCCAAACAACAGCAAGUAUUCACCAAAGAAUCAGAGGCAACAUCAACUACAUCGCUAAUAAGUUUCAGGCUACAUGUGAUUAUAGUGCAGAAUUAGUAACAUGUCUUCUUUUGACCUAAAUCAGUGGUGCUCAAUCUUUUCAUGUGCAGAGCCAGAUAAAUAGUACCUGGUUCCUCCAUGGGCUGGAUCCAGCCAGUAGACACAAUAUGCUGCCUGGGGCCCAUGCAGCAGAGUCCUAUCCAGCAUGAAAAUGCAAUACAUUAUGUCUAGAUAUAUUUUUAAUAGUUUCCUAAUAGAAUGAAAAGUCAGAUCAUUAGUAUUGUGAAGAACUAAGCUACUUUACACAAGGCCUAUGUCAGUUUACAAAGUUCUAUAGCUUUAAUACAGCUUUUGUACUAGGCUGAUUCCACAAAUUUGAGGUACUCUGCAAAGCCAAAUUCACUGGGCUUCCUAGCUACAACUUUCAGUGUGCUACCUCUUCCACUUUCCCUGCCCCAAUUUUCCAUGUUACUCUAAGUAUAGAAAAUAGAAGAACAUAUCCAGAACAGCUUUGUAUUUGUUAGAGAGUGAAAUGGGAAUUUUGUAAUGAAUGGAGGGUUAGUGCUAAAUAAAAAGAGGACACAGCCUGCAACAUGUUCCAGCCAAGUUCAAGGAAAAUAUAGCGGCAUCCUGAUUCCCCCAAGGAUAAAGAUAGCUUACUACAGAGCUCUCAGUCAACAUGAAUCAGCUCAGUACUCAACAAUGAGCAUGGCAGUAAGCAGUGCAGUAAACAUCAGCUAGUAUUUCAACCAGCCCCCUGUGACUUCUGGUUUGGCAGUUUCAUUUGGACCGGUCCUGUCUUUGUACUAAUGUUUUGCUGUUCAUGGCACUAAACUUGAUUUUUCUCACUGUUGUGUACAAUAUAAAUAUGUUUGCCCUGUUACCUUAUAUGGGUCAGUGGCUCCAACAAUCACCCAUUUCUAGCAAUACAUUUUUAAUCAAAACAAAGCCAUAGCUGCCAAAAACUAUUUUUUUUAAAUCUGUAUAUAUAAUAAUGGAUGAAUGGAAGGAAAUAUCCUCAAUUCUUUGGGGUCUAGCUCCAGUGAAUGACUCACAGGCAGAAUCCCCCAUGGCCCCCGUCCUUGACCCCCAGCAUAGCUGGGAGGUAAGUGGGGCCUGCAGUGGGUGGGAAUUAGACAGCUGUGGGAGGCAGCUGAGAAGAGCUAAGGAGGUUCAUGCCCUCAUCCAGCUCCUACUUGGCCCAGCCCCCCAGGGAGCCAUGUGACCAGAGCCUCAUGAACAGAGCAUGCAAACAGGCAUAGUCCGGGCCCAGUGCAUGAGUUAACAUGAGAGUUCGCACAGGAGGACGAGCAGGAGGGGCAUGAGGCUCUAGGUGGUGAGCCUGAAGAGAAGGGUCUGCACAGCAGUAGCCCAGACUAUUACCUGCACUGUGGUGGGGAUAUGCCAUGCCCCAAAGAUCACUUCCAUGACUGGGCCAGCCCCCCACCCUCCAGUACCUCCAAGUCCUCCACCCAGGUGAAACCCAUAGUUCUGGCCUCCACUAAGAUGGUGCCCUUGGCUUUCAUCUGUGGGAGCUGCCUGGCAUAACUGCAGACACAUGGGAUCAGGAGCAAUGACACUGCCCCUUGUGAGGUUUGCUCCAUAUUGGAGUCUCUGGAGUAAGGAUAGGGGAGCUCCAGAGUGCAGUGCAGAGGCUGCAUGCCAUCAGGUGUAGUGAAGAGGAGAUUGACUCCUACUGCCAGGCUCUUCACCUGAAGAAAAAAGAGGGAAGAACUAGGUUGCCUGCCAGGACAAGGGUGGACAAGAGGAGCUCCCAUACUGUCCAGGCAGGGGUUUGGAUGAAGGUUGUCUUUAGCCCCGAGGCUCAUUGCACUAGGGUCACCUCCCCCCUGGAUCUCCACAACAGGUACAAACCCCUUGCAGCACCAAUAGAACCAGCAGAGCUGCCAGCUCCUGCACGUGAGGAACAAAUGCAACCAGCUGCCAUCCCUAAGAAGAAAUGCAGAGUGGUCAUCAUGGAAGACUCCCUCUUGAGGGGGACAGAGGGAGCAAUGUGCCACCCUUAUCCCUUAGCCUGCGAGGUCUGCUGCCUCCCAGGGGCCUGUAUCUGGGAUAUAGCUGAUAGGAUCCCAAAACUUAUUCAGCCCUCCAACUACUAUGCCAUGCUCCUUAUCCAUGUGGGCACAAAUGACAUGACUCAGAGCAAUCCCAGCCAGGUUAUAAAUUACUACAGGUCUCUGGGAGCAGCGCUCAAGGGGUUGGGGGUGCAGGUGUUUUUCUCCUUGAUCCUUCCAGUUAUGGGUCAUGGGCUGAGGAGGUAGAGACAAAUUGAAGUAGUGAACAGAAGGCUGUGGCGCUGGUGCCAUCAUGAAGGCUGCAGCUUCUAUGACCACAAUCCACACUUCAGAGAGAGAGGUAGCAGUUUGUUGGGAAGGGAUGGCCUCCACCUCACUCCAUUGGGAAAGAAGCUCUUCUCAGCCAGAAUGACUGACCUGCUUGACCAGGCUUUAAAUUAAGUUCGCCAGCAGAUGGGCAGAUAACCACCAGUACAAACCCCAGUACAUGAUCCCAUAGGGAUAAUGGAGACCUGGUGGAACUGCACCUAUGACUGGACUACAGGUAUAGACUAUAGCUUGUACAGGAGAGAUUGUGUUGAAAGAAAGGGUGGGGAUGUAGCUGUCUGUGAAGGAGCAGUACACUUUCCUACAAGUAGAGAUUGGCACCCAAGGAGGGUGACUUGAGACCCUCUGGGUUAGAGUACAACGGGAACAUGGUGAAGGGAAUAUAAUGGUAGGAGUCUACUACAGACCUCCAAAUCAGGAGCAAGAGCUUGACCACGAAUUUGUUAGGGAACUGGCUGAGGCUGCAUGCUCUCAGUGCAUGGUUGUCAUGGGAGACUUUAACUACCCGGACAUCUGGUGGGAAGAGAACUCAGCCAAAUCUGAUCUGUCACAACUUCCUCACAUGCAUGGAUGAGUUCUACCUGUCUCAAGAAGUUUACGGGCUGACAAGAGGUAAGAUGCUGCUGGACCUAGUACUGGCCAAAGGGUAUGAUCUAGUCAGCGGCCUAAUAAUUGAAGGGAAGCUGGGAGACAGUGGCCACGAGUUGAUCACUUUCACUAUCCAUCGCAAAGCUGGGAAGUCAGCCAGCAAUACAGAAAUCUGCGACCAUAGGAAAGCCGACUUUCAUAAGCUCAAGAGGCUAGUUGUUGAGACCCUGAGAGGCCACGAUCUGACAGGGAGAAGAGUUCACAAUGAGUGGUUGCCCCUUAAGGAAGUGAUCCUUGAAGCACAGAGGAAGUCCAUUCCAGCCUGUAGGAAAGGUAGUAAAAGGGCUUGGCAACCCCCUUGGCUCAAUAGGGAACUCAUGGACUGCCUGCAUCUGAAAAGGAAAGCUUAUGAAGGAUGGAAAACAGGAAACACCACUAAGAAGGAGCAUUCAGAACUAAUCUGCACCUCUAAGGAGCAAACUAGGAAAGCCAAGGCUGUAACCAAAAUCCAACUGGCUACACAAAUCAAGGACAAUAAAAUGUCCUUCUUCAGAUAUGUGGGAAGUCAGAAGAAAAUCAAGGGCAACAUUGGACCCCUGCUAAACCAAAUGUGGCAGCUGAUAAAUGACACCCAGGAAAAAGUCAAUCUGCUUAAUGAUUACUUUGUGUCAGUCUUUCAACAUCCCAAAGGGACCACCCUGCCUGACAAGAUACAGGAUCACCAGGGCAAGGGUGAAUAUACGCCCACCAUAGGUAUAGAUCUUGUGAGGGAACACCUUGAGAGUCUGGCCACCAACAAAUCAGCUGGUCCAGAUAGAUUGGACCCAAAAAUGCUAAAGGAACUGGCUGACAUUUAUAGCGCAGCCACAGGCAAGGGUAUUUGAGAACUCAUGGCACUCGGGCAAGGUACCUGAAGAUUGGAAGACGGUUAAUGUGGUGCCUAUCUUUAAGAAAGGGAAGAAGGAAGAUCCAAAAAACUACAGGUCAAUCAGUUUGACCUCAAUCCCUGAAAAGAUAUUGGAAAAAAUCAUCAAAGAAAUCAUUAAUGGCAGGCUAAUGGAAGGCAACAUUCUGAGGAAUAGCCAACACAGCUUUGUUGUGGGUAGGUCUUGCCUGACCAAUCUCAUUUCCUUCUAUGACCAGGUGUCACAUCACCUGGACAAAGGAGAAGAGGUUGAUAAAAAAAGCCUUUGAUCUGGUGUCCCAUGAUAUCUUCAUGGCAAAAUUGGAGAACUGCGGCCUUGACAACAUUUUUUAGCUUUGUUUCUUACUUGUUCCCACUUUUCCCCUCAUUUCUUGCAUGCUUCAAGACAGACAAAAUUUAUAUAGGAAAUGUGAAUGAAGGAGGUAGGUUGAGUUCUGUACCAUUGAAAUCAAUAGGUAUUUUUUUCAUUGACAUUAGUGGUUGCAGAAAUAAGACAGAAGUUAAGAAGAUCAGGGACAGUAUUCCAUGUGAUUUUGGGAUUGCACUCUUCUUUUCCUCUUUCCUUUGUUCCUCCUCAACCUCACUGUGCCUCUGGCAAUUUAUAACCUUAUAUUAUUAUCCCUUGUUUUUGUGAGAAGUUUUAGAUAGUAUUUGGGUAGCUGAAAUUAAAAACAUUUGUGAAAAGUUCUCCUUAUCUUUUAUGGGUUUUAAAUAAUGUAUUAUUGUUACAUAUUUGUAUUCCAGUAAUAGUAGCAUUUUGUCUAUUUGUAUUAAACUAGUGUCAUGUCACUGAUGAGAGUUCCACUGAUGUAGCCACCGUACAAAACACAGAAUAGACAUAGUCCCUGUCUUAAAAUACUUUUAAUCUAAGAUGACAGACAAAACAAUGGACACUGAAGAUGUGGAAAAAUAGGGUGAGGUGGUGGGGAAUGGACACAAGAAUACCAAAAGCUUAAGCAUUUCAUUUCCUUUGGGCAAUGGGGGAACACAUGGAUGGAUAGGUGGACAGACACUCAAAACCAGGGGAAAUUUCCUUUUUUUUUCAACAAAAAUAUUCAUCAAAAUGUUCUUUUCUGAGAAUGAAAACACUUCUGAAUGACAAAAUUAACUAAUGUUGAAUCGCUGCAAGCCAGGCAGCUGGAUAAAAACUUUUCCUGAUUUCUUUCUCAGAGAAGACAAGAAAGUUAGUGAAAGCCUGAAAUACCUCUUGUAUGGGCAGUUUUAUGAGGCUGAGAUCCUGAAUCAAGACAACAUGUAAGCACAACCUCAAAUCCAGCCUUAUUAAGGGCAGGAUGUAGCAUUUGCCCAGGGAAUUUUUCCAGAACCAAGGCCCAGAAAGAAGCUCGCUUUUAUGUUUGUUAAUUUGGACACUUGAAUUUGCUUUUCGGUGGGUUUUUUGGUUGUUGUUAUUUUGAUGAUUUUUUUUUUUUUUUUUUUACUUACCAUAAAGCAAUAACUAUAAUGUCAAAAGAAAAGAUAAUAGAGGCCUAUAUUCUCUGUGGGUGCCAACGUAUUUAAAAUGUCUAUCUAGACUACAGUGAAAAUCUUGUAAGUCAGGGGGUGGAAAUUCCUGCUGGGAGCACCUGUGUUGCAGAGUCUCUGUUGCUAAGUGCACUUUUCUUAUUGCAGAAUAUAAAGCAACUUUUACUAUUUAACUCUUUCAUGGUACCCUGUUUAUGAAAGUUGUAAAUGAGGUAAAAAAAAAAAAAGAAUAAUGUAAGAAUAUAUUUCAGAAUGAAAAAUUCACAGCUCAUAACAGAUGGCUACUCUCUCAACCAAAUUCAUAUGAUUGUUAAAAUCAGACUCUAGACCUUAGAGCUACAGCCUUACCAAUCUUCAAGAGUAGAGAAGCAUAGAGUAAAAUAUAGACAUUCUCAAAACCAAAUAAGCGCACUCAUUCUCAAUCAAAUUACAUCCAGUAUUAGAUGGCACAAUCAUUUUUAGGCAGGUCUAACUUAAACAAUGAUUUCAGCUGGACAUCAUUCCAUCUACAUUAAAAUUAAAAACCCAACAAAACAUAUUCAUUUUCAAGUUAAAAUCCCUGCAUUAGUGUUAAAAUGGUGAUUAAGAGUGCUAUAAGGUUGGAGAAUAAACCAUAAUGCAGAAGGAGCAUAUCUAGGGAGUGAGGAAAUUAAAAUUAAGUAGUAGAAAAUGUAGGCUGAAUACCAUAGCAUAACUAGGGGAGAUAACAGAACACCAGCCUUAGGCACCAACUUACAUGGGCACCAGAAUGAUACCUCCAUCCAAAAGUCUUUACCAUGGCAGCCACAUCCCUGUUCCCAGUAGUGUACUUGGGGUGGGGGGAGUGAAUGGGUCACCAUGGAAGGUCCCUGGAGGGCUCACACCACAGGGCUGUGAGCCUGGCCUCCAGUUGCAGCAGUCCAAGCUACAACAGCAGUGCCAGUUGAGUGCAGAUAGCCAGGGCAGGUACGAUACCACUUCCUGCUCCUCUCCCACUGCCCCCCAAUCUCCAAUCAUUGGACAUAAAUCCCGCAACUCUGCCUCCCUGCCCUGGGUAUUUGAAGAUCUCACCUCUACCUUCCUGGAUAAAUAUCAGGAAAAAAGCUUUUUAACAACAAGAUUUGAAGAUAAUGGAAUCCUUUCCAGGAAAAGUGAUAAAAAGGACACAGUCCCUGUUGUAAUACGUAUUGAAAUUAUUUGAAGGCAUAUUUAAGGUAUAAUAUUGACUUGAUCAUCCAGUUCAGUGCACUUGGUACAACUUUCUAAAUUGUAGAAAGAUUUACCAGGACAUAGUAUAUGCAUAUAGAGUACCUUUCUAGAUUAUAUUCACAUCAUUCUCCCUAUCUAACAAAUGUGUUAGUUUAUCAAAGAAGAUCACAUCUGGCACAAACUCUGAUCAUUCUUUCAUCUUCCAAAUACUUACAGAUUGAUUAAAUUUUGUCUAGGAAUGUUGUUUGAUACCAAAAUCAGGCUGACUAGUCUAUAAACCGCUCUUUUUUUUCCCUCUUUUUCAAGAUGGGCACUCUAUCAGCCCUCUUCCAGUCCUCUGGAAGUUUGCCUAUUAUCUGUCUUCAUGCAAUGAUUUUUGCCAGUGGUUCUGAGACUUCUUUAGCUAGUUUCUUCAUCAUGUUGGGAUAAAUUCUUUUCCAGUCCUUCUAACUUAAUUCAAUUCAAAUUUGUCAAAAGUUCCCUCAUGCAUUCUUUGCUUAUUCUGAACAGUAGCCCUUUCCUUUAUUUGUUACUACCCAUUUUGCCAGUAGCCAGUGGUAUGGUCUCAGGGAUUUUUUGUUGUCUAUAAGGACUAAAGCAAAGUAGUCACUGAACAGAUGUGCCGUGUUUGUGUCUUCUGUUAACUGGUAACUUUAAAGAGCAGAACCACUGCCUCUGUGACUGUUCUUUUCCAUAUGACAUAUUUGUAGGGCCUCUUGUUGUCUUUUAACAUCUAUUGUUAGUUGCAACCAAUGUUUUUCCUUUGCUUUCCUGGUUUUCUCCCUAUUUAUACUAUUCUUUUAUCUGCUUCCUUACAGUGAUGUGCCUACCCUUCAGUAUUUUUUGAUUUUCCAAGAGCUUAAAAGCAACAUAUGUAGCUACAUCAGUCUUUCCAGAAUGCCAGCCUUCCUGGAUUCAUGUCUUUUAAUUUGUCUAAUUCUGUGAAUUUGUUGAAAUUUGCCUCGAUAAAGUCCAAAUUCCUUGUUUUUAUUUUCUUAUUUCCUUUCUUAGAGUUAUAAAUUCUCUUAUGUUUUGAACAGUUUAAAACAACCUUCAGGUUCACUGUUGGGUCAGCCUUGUUGGUCAGAACCAGAGUCAGAGGUACCCCUUGAUGUUUCAUCAACUUUCUAAACUAGAAAAUUGUCCUUUAUGUACUUUAGGAACUUGCUGGACAUCCCGUACUUUGUUGUAUUUUUCUUCCAAAAUAUAUCAGGGAAGUUAUAACCCCUAGUACUACAAAAGCAUGUCAUUUAGAUUUCCUUAUUGCCUGUUUCAAACAUGCCUCAUCUGCUUCAUUUUUUCUGGUUUGCUGAUCCUCACAUUAACAUCACUACUGUUUGUUUUGUAGCAAAACCCCCAGGUUUUUAUUUUUUUUUAACUUAAAAAUACAUUCCCUCUCCUUCCCCAACCAUUUCUGAUUUUCUCUCUGCCCUCUCUAUCCCUUAUAAUUACUUGUAAGUAGUCAUAGGUAAGAUAAGUUCUUGUAUGCUAUUAUUGUAAUAAGCCCCUUUAUAUAUUGUAAAUAGUGUUCUGUUACGUUUGUAUUGAUUUUUAUUGUUUUAUAUAGUAUUAUAUUGUAUUCCUAUUGUUUUUCCAUUGGUUUUUAUUGUUUCAUAUUAAUAUUGUAUGGCUUAGGCUGGUGUCUGUAAAGUUAACCAAAGUAUUGUCAAGUUUCCAUUUUGUGAUGUCAAGCCUCCAUCUUGUGUCCCCUGCCUGAGCAUACCUUAUUGUAUAGUAUGUUGCAACUGUGAUGCAUACCUAACCCUCCUAUGUAAAUUGGUUCCCAAAUAAAUGGGAAUGAGCGAGGGUGUUUCAGGCAUAAUGGUAUCAGGCCUCUGCUGAAUGACCAGUAAUGACCAGACCAUCAAUUCAUUCAACCACCCAGCCAUUGCCUUGCAUUGACUCACCUAGGAACCACAGACCUCACCCAGGAACAGAGACAAAACGCAACAUUUGAAAGAUAAAGAACCUACAGGAACCCAACAUUUGUAAGACAAAGACCCUACAGAAACCAGCAACCCCACCAUUGUAUCCCACCAGACAAUGAGGAGACCUGGACCUGCACGUAUGCAUCUGAGCAGGACUGUUCCUUGCCUGAGUAUGUCCUUCCCAUAGGAGACACACCCUAUAAAAGGAGUGGUAGAGUGUGUCCUCCUUGGGAUGCCUUCUCCAUCUGAACCAGCACUAUGCCAUGUCACUUAUCCACCCAGAGGCCCUACCAGCAACACCCCCCUGGACAACACCUUGCUGGAGAAGACCCUGACUAGCCAUCGAGGAUCAGCUACAGCCCAGGAUAGAUAUACCUCUCACCUUCUUGGAUCUCAGAGCAAGCCCUGCACCUGCUUACCAGCCAAAGUGUCCCCAGUCUAAGAAUGUGUGUAUAGAGCUAUGUGUGGCCAUUCUUCCACUCCACAGAAUGGAGAGAGCAGCAGGGCAAAGCCCCCUGUCCACUCUUCAGACAGAGGCCUCUGGUAUGGGAAGUGACAGUGAGCAAUGAGCAUCUUCUCCUCAGUUUCUCAGGACUUUGCCCUGCUUCUUCACUCCUCAUCUGGACCAGACUGUGCAAUGCCCCUUGUCCAUUCCUGUCUGCUGGGCAGACCUCAGUCUGGGGAAGCACUGGAGGCAUAACUCUGCUUCUCCACUCCACUCCAAACCAGACGAAGAGGGGGGAGUCUAGACAUUCAUUCUUGCAAGAAUAUCCUUUCACAGGGAGAUUUCCCAGAUGUCAUCCUGAAAGAUCUUUCUCCCAGAGGAGGCAUAUUUCUCCUGGGAGAGAUUGAAGGAAUGCUUGUAUGAGUACAGCUUCUACUAGGGAAGCACUAAUUUUCCCAGUAGAAAAAUAAACACUUGUAUGUGUA